Cinclus cinclus is the source of this 4091-nucleotide messenger RNA. RefSeq names its product cullin 4A (gene CUL4A). Gene Ontology annotation, molecular function: ubiquitin protein ligase binding. Lineage: Eukaryota; Metazoa; Chordata; Aves; Passeriformes; Cinclidae. The record is from RefSeq and is a predicted model, not a curated record. The transcript is spliced from 20 exons. Bases 37 to 2244 code for a protein of 735 amino acids. Gene Ontology annotation, biological process: protein ubiquitination; ubiquitin-dependent protein catabolic process; DNA damage response. Gene Ontology annotation, cellular component: Cul4A-RING E3 ubiquitin ligase complex.
GCGUUGCCCCGGCCGGACACGGCGCCCGGGGCGGAGAUGGCGGACGAGCCGCAGAAGAAGCCGCACUUGUCGGCCUUGGUGGGACACACGAACGGGCUUACCAAGCCCGCCUCGCUGGCCGCCACCCGCUCCACGGGAGGGGGAGGAGGAGGCGCGACCGCCUCCUCCAAGAAACUCGUGAUCAAGAACUUCAGAGAAAGACCCAAAUUACCAGAUAAUUAUACUCAGGACACCUGGCAGAAACUUCAUGAAGCAGUGGGAGCAAUACAGAGUAGCAUUUCUAUUAAAUACAACCUUGAAGAGCUCUACCAGGCUGUUGAAAAUCUCUGUUCCUACAAAGUGUCUGCUACACUGUACAAACAGCUGCGACAAGUCUGUGAAGAGCAUGUGAAAGCACAAAUCCUUCAGUUUAGAGAAGAUUCUUUGGAUAGUCUUUUAUUUUUAAAGAAGAUAAAUAAAUGCUGGCAAGAUCAUUGCAGACAAAUGAUCAUGAUCAGAAGCAUUUUCUUAUUUUUGGAUCGUACAUAUGUGCUUCAGAAUUCAGUGCUUCCUUCUAUAUGGGAUAUGGGGCUAGAGUUAUUUAGAAACCAUAUCAUUAGUGACAAGCAAGUUCAAAGCAAGACUAUUGAUGGAAUUCUCCUGCUGAUUGAACGAGAACGAAAUGGUGAAGCUGUGGACAGAAGUUUGCUGCGGAGUUUGUUGAGCAUGCUCUCAGAUCUGCAGGUUUACAAGGAAUCAUUUGAACAGAGGUUUCUGGAAGAAACAAAUUGUUUAUAUGCUGCAGAAGGCCAAAGAUUAAUGCAGGAAAGAGAGGUGCCAGAAUAUCUUCACCAUGUUAAUAAACGUUUGGAAGAAGAAGCAGAUAGAGUAAUAACGUAUUUAGAUCACAGCACACAGAAACCACUGAUUGCUUGUGUGGAGAAGCAGCUACUAGGUGAACACUUAUCAGCUAUUUUGCAAAAAGGGCUUGAUAGCCUUCUCGAUGAAAACAGAAUACCAGAUUUAACCCAGACAUACCAGUUGUUCAGCCGGGUAAAAGGUGGGCAGCAGAUCCUUUUGCAACAUUGGAGUGAAUACAUCAAGAACUUUGGGACAACAAUAGUGGUUAAUCCUGAAAAAGACAAGGAUAUGGUGCAAGAGCUACUAGAUUUUAAGGAUAAAGUGGACCAUAUCAUAGAAGUGUGCUUUCAGAAAAAUGAAAAAUUUAUAAACUUGAUGAAGGAGUCCUUUGAAACAUUUAUCAACAAGAGACCAAAUAAGCCUGCAGAAUUGAUAGCAAAAUAUGUGGAUUCCAAAUUAAGAGCUGGUAAUAAAGAAGCCACAGAUGAAGAGCUGGAAAGAAUCCUUGACAAAAUCAUGAUCAUAUUUAGAUUCAUUCAUGGGAAAGAUGUGUUUGAAGCAUUUUAUAAGAAAGACUUGGCCAAAAGACUGCUGGUUGGAAAAAGUGCAUCAGUAGAUGCUGAGAAGUCCAUGUUGUCAAAGCUUAAACAUGAAUGUGGCGCUGCUUUUACCAGCAAACUGGAGGGCAUGUUCAAGGACAUGGAACUGUCCAAAGAUGUCAUGGUACAGUUCAAGCAGUAUAUGCAGAACCACAGUGACCCAGGAAAUAUAGAUCUGACAGUAAAUAUAUUAACUAUGGGAUAUUGGCCAACUUACACACCUAUGGAAGUCCACUUAAAUUCAGAGAUGAUAAAGCUUCAAGAGAUAUUUAAAACCUUUUACCUUGGGAAACACAGUGGUCGAAAACUUCAGUGGCAGACCACUUUAGGGCAUGCUGUCCUAAAGGCAGAAUUCAAGGAAGGGAAGAAGGAGUUUCAAGUAUCACUCUUUCAGACAUUAGUACUGCUUAUGUUUAAUGAAGGAGAUGAAUUCAGUUUUGAAGAAAUUAAAAUGGCUACUGGUGUAGAGGACAGUGAAUUAAGAAGAACCUUGCAGUCUUUAGCUUGUGGAAAAGCACGAGUAUUGAUUAAAAAUCCAAAGGGCAAGGAUGUAGAAGAUGGAGAUAAAUUCAUCUUUAAUGGUGAUUUCAAGCAUAAAUUGUUUAGAAUAAAGAUCAACCAGAUUCAAAUGAAGGAAACAGUUGAAGAACAGGUCAGCACAACUGAAAGAGUAUUUCAGGACAGGCAAUAUCAGAUUGAUGCUGCUAUUGUACGAAUAAUGAAGAUGAGGAAGACUCUUGGUCAUAAUCUUCUUGUUUCUGAAUUGUAUAAUCAGCUGAAAUUUCCUGUAAAGCUUAUCUACUAGAGCAAGAAAUGGGAAAUAACAUAGAAUUAAACCCAAAGAUUAAGGUAUUGUGUGAACAGAAAUAAGUCUGAGUAUCAGUAGCAUGUCAGUUACAUACUGUGGUGCAAUUUUUAUGUAGCUUUUAGCAGUGUUUUUUUUUUAUGUUUGCCUUUGUAUUAGUAACUGUUACACUAAUCUCAUCUUUUCUUGUAGCCUGGAGACUUGAAGAAGAGAAUUGAAUCUCUCAUUGACAGAGACUAUAUGGAGAGAGACAAAGACAACCCCAAUCAGUACCAUUAUGUUGCAUAAAGGAGAAGAAAUAGUUUUAUUUUAAAAAGAUAAAAAACAAACAAACAACAAAAAAAAAAAAAAAAAAAAAAAAAAAAAAAAAAAAAAAAACCAACAAAAUCAUCCACAUAUAUCUUCAGGACACCAAAUACCUAUGCUCAUCCAGACUUCCCUUUUAGCAGAUUUCAGGUUGAUGUAUAUUGUUCAACCAGCUGCAUGUACUGCUGUGGAAAAGAGGCAAAAUGACAUGUUAAUUGAUCACUUUUGUCAAGACUUCUUACUAAUUUUAAAUGUCCUGGUUUCUUUUUUUUCCCUUUCCCUAAUCUUUUGUUCUCUUGGAUUCUUCAAAAUUUAGUUUUACAGUUUUGUUUAACAAUGUCAUUGAAGUUGGAUGGAAAGGUAAAAUCACCUGUGUUAGAGAUACUUCUGUGAUGGAUGCAAGUCAGGUUUCUUCAUUUAGGUGUACCUAACUGCAUCCGUGAAGUCCCCAAAUGCUGCGUUCUUUAGCUACAGUGACAACCUGGGUAACUUUUUAAAAACCCUUCAUUGAUGAACAUGUAUGUACAAGCAGUGUUGUUGAAAUACACUGAAGUUUUGCACCAUGAAAAUCCUUAAACUUGUGUUCAGUUAAUUUUCUUUGAAGUUAAUACAAACUUCAGUCUGGUUUGGAUAAAUCAGGUUUUAAAGUGAGAUUCUUGAAGUGCCAAGAGGACAACUGUAUUCAUGUGUGUACUGAGCUGUUGGAUUAUUUAGCUAAAAUACGAAUUGUUCUACUAUUACUACUUCUGCUGGCUUGGGUGGCAAAGAUUAGAUCUGAGUCAGAGGCCCUACCUCAUUUUAGGGCAGCAGGUAUAUUUCAUUGUUUCUUGUUACUUGCCGUAACAUUUAUUCUGCCUUGAAAAUAGCAUCCAGGGAAACCUACUGUACAGUGUGCUCCACUUGAAGAAAACAAAACCUUUUUUUAAAAAAAUACUUUUAUGGUCUCAAUAUAAAAGAGAAUAUUUAUUUCUCUUUUAAAUAAGAAAAAUGAAGGCAUAGCUUUUUGUCUUGAAAGACUAAGGAUUUUGUGAGUACUUUGUUACAUACUGUACAUAUGUAAGUUGAUUUGAAUUAAGGAGUGAAAGACACUGUAGAUCCAUUAGAUAACUAUAAGGAAAACACCUUUUCUGGUAAUACUUGUAAGACUGUUGAUUUUCCUGAUGUCUACUGGUAUGUUUCAUUCUGAAAAAGAGCUACCAAAGGAGUUUUGAUCAUCUACAUAAAUGACAAUUGAGAAAUAUUUUCUUGAGAGAUACCUUACUAAGUUUGUCAUGUGGGAUUUGUGCAUCAAUUAAAAGGCCACUUCUUAAUGUAAACAAUGCUAUGAGGUGACAACUUGUGAAACUACAUAUUAAAAUCCUUAUUCUGUCCUCUGGUGUCAUUAAUUAUAUUGCAUUCUGAAUUGUUUCUGUUCCCUUUGUGUUUAGAAACUAAACACAUUUAGUUUAUUGUAUUUAAAGCAUAUUUAAUAUUAUAAUUUAAUGUAGACUUAUUUUAAUAUUUGAAUCUUCAGUCAAUGCAAAUAAAAUCUUUGAUGCAUA